UGGGCGCCGCGCUCACGGGGACGCCUGAUUGCUGCGUGCCUCCCUCCUGGCCUCCCGCGGCCCGGGCGCCCGGCCGGCGGCGCGAUGCGGCGCAGCAAGGCCGACGUGGAGCGCUACAUCGCUUCGGUGCAGGGCUCGGCCCCGUCGCCCCGCGAGAAGUCAAUGAAAGGAUUCUAUUUUGCAAAAUUGUACUAUGAAGCUAAGGAAUAUGAUCUUGCUAAAAAGUACAUAUCUACAUAUAUUAAUGUGCAAGAAAGGGAUCCCAAAGCCCACAGAUUUCUCGGUCUUCUUUAUGAAGCAGAGGAAAACAUAGAAAAAGCUGUCGAAUGUUAUAAGCGUUCAGUGGAAUUAAAUCCAACACAGAAGGAUCUCGUGCUGAAGAUUGCAGAAUUGCUUUGUAAAAAUGAUGUUGCCGAUGGCAGAGCAAAAUACUGGGUUGAAAGAGCAGCUAAACUUUUCCCUGGAAGUACUGCAGUUUAUAAACUGAAGGAACAACUUUUAGAUUGUAAAGGUGAAGAUGGAUGGAAUAAACUUUUUGACUUGAUUCAGUCAGAACUUUAUGCACGACCUGAUGAUGUCCAUGUCAAUAUUCGUCUAGUAGAGCUGUAUCGUUCAAAUAGGAGACUGAAGGAUGCUGUGGCUCACUGCCAUGAGGCAGAGAGAAACAUAGCUUUGCGUUCAAGUUUAGAAUGGAAUUCAUGUGUUGUGAAGACUCUUAAAGAAUAUCUAGACUCUUCACAGUAUUUGGAAUCUGAUAAAAGUAACUGGCGAGCAACCAAUAAAGACUUACUUCUAGCCUAUGCUAACCUUAUGUUUCUUACGCUCUCUACUAGAGAUGUGCAAGAAAGUAGAGAAUUAUUGGAAAGCUUUGACAGUGCUCUUCAUUCUGUGAAAUCUUGUGUGUGUGGAAAUGAUGAACUCUCAGCUACUUUCUUAGAAAUAAAAGGACAUUUCUACAUGCAUGCUGGUUCUCUGCUUUUGAAGAUGGGCCAGCAUAGUGAUGUGCAGUGGCGAGCUCUCUCUGAGCUGGCCGCAUUGUGCUAUCUCUUAGCAUUUCAGGUUCCAAGACCAAAGGUUAAGUUAAUGAAAGGAGAAACUGGACAAAAUUUGCUGGAAAUAAUGGCCUUUGAUCGUCUGAGCCAAUCAGGGCACAUGCUGCUAAACUUAAGUCAUGAUAAGCAAGAUUUUUUAAAAGAAGUUAUGGAGUCCUUUGCCAAUAAAAGUGGUCAGUCAGCUUUAUAUGAUGCUUUAUUUUCGAGUCAGCCAUCUAAGGAUAGAUCUUUCCUUGGUAGCGAUGAUUUUGGAAACAUUGAUGGACAAGUACCAGAACUUGAUGAUUUGGCUAGAUACGAUCUUGGUGCCAUUCGAGCACAUAAUGGUAGUCUUCAGUACCUUACUUGGCUUGGCAUGCAGUGGAAUUCAUUGCCUUCUUUACCUGCAAUUCGAAAAUGGUUAAAACAGCUUUUUCAUCAUCUGCCUCAGGAAACCUCAAGACUUGAAACAAAUGCACCUGAAUCAUUAUGUAUUUUAGAUCUUGAAGUGUUUCUUCUUGGAGUAAUAUAUACUAGCCACUUACAAUUGAAGGAGAAAUCUAAUUCUCAUUGUAGCUUCUAUCAUCCAUUGUGCUUGCCACUUCCUGUAUGUAAACAGCUCUGUACAGAAAGACAAAAGUCUUGGUGGGAUGCUGUUUGUAAUCUAAUCCACAGAAAAGCAGUACCUGGAACUUCAGCGAAAUUGCGACUUCUAGUUCAGCAUGAUAUAAAUACUCUCAGGGCCCAGGAAAAGCAUGGCCUUCAACCUGCUCUUCUUGUACACUGGGCAGAAUACCUUCAGAAAACAGGCAGUGCUCUUAAUUCUUUUUAUGAUCAGCGGGAAUACAUAGGCAGGAGUGUUCAUUAUUGGAAAAAGGUUCUGCAGUUGUUGAAGACAAUAAAAAAGAAGAACAGUAUUCCUGAACCGAUUGACCCUCUGUUCAAACAUUUUCAUAGUGCAGACAUUCAGGCAUCUGAAAUUGGUGAAUAUGAAGAAGAAGCACACAUAACGUUUGCUAUUUUGGAUGCAGUUAAUGGAAAUAUAGAAGAUGCUAUGACUGCUUUUGAAUCUAUAAAAAAUGUUGUUUCUUAUUGGAAUCUUGCAUUGAUUUUUCACAGAAAAGCAGAGGACAUUGAAAAUGAUGCCCUCUCUCCUGAAGAACAAGAAGAAUGCAAAAAUUAUCUGCGGAAGACCAGGGACUACCUAAUAAAGAUACUAGAUAACAGUGACUCAGAUUUUUCAGUGGCCAAGAAAUUGCCUGUUCCCCUGGAGUCUGUAAAGGAAAUGCUUAAUUCAGUCAUGCAGGAACUGGAAGAUUAUAGUGAAGGUGGACCUCUGUGUAAAAAUGGUUCUUUGCGAAAUGCAGAUUCAGAAAUAAAACAUUCUACGCCAUCUCCCACUAAAUAUUCUCUGUCACCAAGCAAAAGUUACAAGUAUUCUCCCAAAACGCCACCUCGAUGGGCAGAAGAUCAAAAUUCUUUACUUAAAAUGAUCUGUCAACAGGUAGAGGCCAUUAAGAAAGAAAUGCAGGAGUUGAAACUAAAUAGCAGUAACUCAGGGUCCCCUCAUCGUUGGUCUACAGAAAAUUAUGGACCAGAUUCAAUGCCUGAUGGAUAUCAAGGAUCACAGAAUUUUCAUGGGGCUCCACUAACAGUUGCAACUACGGGCCCUUCAGUAUAUUAUAGUCAGUCACCAGCAUAUAAUUCCCAGUAUCUUCUCAGACCAGCAGCUAAUGUUACUCCCACAAAGGGUCCUCCAGUUUAUGGCAUGAAUAGGCUUCCACCUCAGCAGCAUAUUUAUGCAUAUUCACAACAGAUGAACACACCGCCAGUACAAAGUUCAUCUGCUUGUAUGUUCUCUCAAGAAAUGUAUGGGCCUCCACUGCGUUUUGAGUCUCCUGCAACUGGAAUUCUAUCACCCAGGGGUGAUGAUUACUUUAAUUACAAUGUUCAGCAGCCAAGCACAAAUCCACCUUUGCCAGAGCCAGGUUAUUUCACAAAACCUCCACUUGCAUCUCAUGCUUCAAGAUCUGCAGAAUCUAAGGUUAUGGAAUUUGGAAAGACUAAUUUUGUUCAGUCUGUGCCAGGUGACGGGAUAAGACCGUCUUUGACAGCACCUGCCCAUGCAACACAGCCAAUUCCUUUUAAAUUUAACUCAAAUUUUAAAUCAAAUGAUGGUGACUUCACAUUUUCCUCACCACAAGUUGUGACUCAACCCUCUUCUACGGGUUACAGUAAUAGCGAAAGCCUUUUAGGUCUCCUGACUUCAGAUAAACCAUUGCAAGGAGAUGGCUUCAGUGGCUCUAAGGCUGGAUAUACCACUGGGCCUCGAAAUACUUUCAACUUUGGAAGCAAAAGUAUGGCUGAAAUUUCAUUUUCUGAAAACAUGGGUUCAAAUCAGCAGAAGAACUCUGGUUUUAGUCGAAGUAAUGAUGAUGUGUUUACUUUCCAUGACCCAGGGAAGUCAGUAUUUGGAACACCUUCAGAACUGGCCAACAAGAGUCAUGAAACAGAUGGGGGAAGUGCCCACGGUGAUGAUGAUGAUGAUGGCCCUCACUUUGAGCCCGUGGUCCCACUUCCUGAUAAGAUUGAAGUAAAAACUGGUGAGGAAGAUGAAGAAGAAUUCUUCUGCAAUCGUGCAAAAUUGUUUCGUUUUGAUGUAGAAUCUAAAGAAUGGAAGGAACGUGGUAUUGGCAAUGUGAAGAUACUGAGGCAUAAAACAUCUGGUAAAAUUCGCCUUCUUAUGAGACGGGAACAAGUAUUGAAAAUUUGUGCGAAUCAUUACAUCAGUCCAGAUAUGAGACUUACUCCAAAUGCUGGAUCAGACAGAUCUUUUGUGUGGCAUGCCCUUGAUUAUGCUGAUGAAUUGCCCAAACCAGAACAACUUGCUAUUAGAUUCAAAACUCCCGAGGAAGCAACACUUUUUAAGUGCAAGUUUGAAGAGGCUCAGUGCAUUUUAAAAGCUACAGGAGCAAAUGCAUCCACAACGAAAAAUCAGGCUUUAAGAAUUGUAAAAGAAAUUACAAGUCAUGAUAGUAAGGAUAUCUGCAGAUCUGAUUCAGGAAACAUGAAUUUUGAAUUUCAGUUUACAAAGAAAGAAGGAUCUUGGUGGCAUUGUAACAGCUGCUCAUUAAAGAAUGCUGCGACUGCUAAGAAAUGUGUAUCAUGUCAAAAUGUAAACCCAAGCAAUAAAGAACUCCUUGGCUCAUCAUUAGUUGAAAAUGUUUCCACUGUUAAAAUGGGCCCAGAAAGCACUCCAGAGAGAUUUGCUUUGAUGUCUCCAAAGAAAGAAGGUCACUGGGAUUGUGAGAAUACCAAAUCUAACAAAAGUGGAUCUUCAUUUGUUCAGCAAGCUUCCUUUAAAUUUGGCCAGGGAGAUCUUCCUAAGUCUAUUAAUAGUGAUUUCAAAUCUGCUUUUUCUAUAAAGGAAGGACAGUGGGAUUGCAGUGAAUGCUUGGUACGAAAUGAAGGAACCUCUACAAAAUGUGUUGCCUGUCAGAAUGAAAGAAAACAGAAUUCACGUUCUGCUUCUAUUUCAGCACCCACUUUUAAGUUUGGUACUUCAGAGGUCAAUAAAACUCACAAGACUGGAUUUGAAGACAUGUUUGCUAAGAAGGAAGGACAAUGGGAUUGCAGUGAAUGCUUUGUACGAAAUGAAUCAACUGCUACAAAAUGUGUUGCUUGUCAGGCUCCAGGUCUAUCCAGUGCAUCUACUUCUACUGUUCCAACACCUGCUUUAUUUAAAUUUAGUACUUCAGAGACAAGUAAGGCCACAAAGAGUGGAUUUGAAGGACUCUUCAGUAAGAAGGAAGGACAGUGGGAUUGCAGCAUCUGUUUGUUAAGAAAUGAAGCAAGUGCUUCCAGAUGUGUUGCUUGUGAGAAUCCAAGUAAACAGAGUCCACCUACUUCUGCUGAUGUAACACCUGCCUCUUCAGAUGUAGUCAAAAUUUCAAAGAAUGGAUUUGAAGGGAUAUUCACCAAGAAGGAAGGGCAGUGGAACUGUAAUGAUUGCUUUGUACAGAAUGAGAGUUCUUCCUUAAAAUGUGUCGCUUGUGAUGCUUCUAAGCCAACUCAAAAACCAGCCACGGAAACUCCUUCAGCUUUCACGUUGGGCUCAAAAAUGAAGUUAAAUGAUUCUUCUGGAAGUCAGUUAGGAACAGGAUUUAAAACUAACUUUUCUGAAAAAUCUUUUAAAUUUGGUAAUACAGGACAAGGAUUUAAAUUUGGGCUUGCGGAUCAAGAAAAUAUACCUUCUUUUACGUUUCAGGGUUCUACAGAUUCUAAGUCAGUAAAAGAAGGCUUUAGUUUUUCUAUCCCGGCAUCUGCUGAUGGACUUAAAUUUGGCAUUCAGGAACUGGGAAAUCAAGAGAAGAAGAGUGAAAAAGCUCUUGAAAAUGACCCUGGUUUUCAUGCUCAGGAUGUUAGUGGUCAGAAGAACUGCAGUGGUGUAUUUUUUAGUCAAUCUGGUAGCUCUUUCACCUUUGCAGAUCUUGCAAAAUCAACUUCAGGUGAAGGAUUUCAGUUUGGCAAAAAAGACCCUAAUUUUAAGGGAUUUUCUGGGGCUGGAGAAAAACUGUUCUCCUCACAAAGUGGUAAAAUGAUGGAUAAAUCUGAUACUUCUGCUGAUCUUGAGAAAGAUGAUGAUACCUAUAAGACUGAAGAUAGUGAUGAUAUCCAUUUUGAACCAGUGGUUCAAAUGCCUGAAAAAGUAGAACUUGUUACAGGAGAAGAAGACGAAAAAGUUCUUUAUUCACAGCGGGUGAAAUUAUUUAGGUUUGAUGCUGAGAUAAGCCAGUGGAAAGAACGAGGUUUAGGGAAUUUAAAAAUUCUCAAAAAUGAAGUGAAUGGCAAACUAAGAAUGUUGAUGCGAAGAGAACAAGUACUGAAAGUCUGUGCUAAUCAUUGGAUAACAACUACGAUGAACUUGAAGCCUCUCUCUGGAUCAGAUAGAGCAUGGAUGUGGUUAGCUAGUGAUUUUUCUGAUGGUGAUGCUAAACUAGAGCAACUGGCAGCCAAAUUUAAAACACCAGAGCUAGCUGAAGAAUUUAAGCAGAAAUUUGAGGAAUGCCAGCGACUUCUGUUAGAUAUACCGCUUCAAACUCCUCAUAAACUUGUGGAUACUGGCAGAGCUGCUAAGUUAAUACAGAGAGCUGAAGAAAUGAAGAGUGGUCUGAAAGACUUCAAAACAUUUUUGACAAAUGAUCAAACAAAAGUCACUGAUGAGGAGAAUAAGAGUACAGGUGCAGGUGCUGCUAGUGCUUUAGAUACACCCACCAAAUCAAAUCCUGAAAACACAGGACCUACAUUAGAAUGGGAUAACUAUGAUUUAAGAGAAGAUGCUUUAGAUGACAGUGUAAGUAGUAGCUCAAUACAUGCUUCUCCAUUGGCAAGUAGCCCUGUGAGAAAAAAUCUAUUCCGCUUUGGUGAGUCCACAACAGGAUUUAACUUCAGUUUUAAGUCCGCUCUGAGUCCAUCUAAGUCUCCUGCCAAAUUAAAUCAGAGUGGAACCUCAGUUGGUACUGAUGAAGAAUCAGAUAUUACUCAAGAAGAAGAGAGAGAUGGACAGUAUUUUGAGCCCGUUGUGCCACUACCUGAUCUAGUUGAAGUGUCCAGUGGUGAGGAAAAUGAACAAGUUGUUUUUAGUCACAGAGCAAAACUCUAUAGAUAUGAUAAAGAUGUCGGUCAAUGGAAAGAAAGGGGCAUUGGGGAUAUUAAAAUUUUACAGAAUUAUGAUAAUAAGCAAGUUCGCAUAGUGAUGAGAAGGGACCAAGUACUAAAACUUUGUGCCAAUCACAGAAUAACUCCAGACAUGACUUUGCAAAAUAUGAAAGGGACAGAAAGAGUGUGGGUAUGGACUGCUUGUGAUUUUGCAGAUGGAGAAAGAAAAAUAGAACAUUUAGCUGUUCGUUUUAAACUGCAGGAUGUUGCAGACUCAUUUAAGAAGAUAUUUGACGAAGCAAAACUAGCCCAAGAGAAAGAUUCUUUGAUCACACCUCAUGUGUCUCGUUUGGUUACUCCCAGAGAGUCACCAUGUGGCAAAAUUGCUGUUGCUGUAUUAGAAGAAACCACAAGAGAAAGGACAGACUUGAUUCAGAGUGAUGAGACAGCAGAUGUAACCCCAGACGUUGAAGUCUCUAGCACAUCUGAAACAAAAGCAGUGGUUUCUCCUCCAAAAUUUGUAUUUGGUUCAGAAUCUGUUAAGAGCAUUUUUAGUAGUGAAAAAUCAAAACCAUUUGCAUUUGGUAACAGUUCAGCUACUGGAUCUUUGUUUGGAUUUAGUUUUAAUGCACCUUUGAAAAGUGACAGUAUUGAAACGUGUUCAGUCCAGAGUGGACCUGAAAGAAACUUGGUACUGAAUGAUCAUGAGAAAUCAGAAAACUCAGAUGGCCGAGUAUCUUCAGAGGUCAAAGGAAAGAAUUUCUUUGCUUUUCCAAAAGAAGAGACCUUAACAAACUAUCCAUGUAAUGUACAAGAAAAAGCAAAAGAGAAGGAAAAACCUGAAGAUGAUGAUGAUGUUCUCAUUAUAUAUGAAUUAACCCCGACCCCUGAGCAAAAAAUUCUUGCCAACAAACUUAAACUUCCUCCAACUUUUUUCUGCUAUAAGAAUAGACCAGAUUAUGUUAGUGAAGAGGAGGAGGAUGGUGAAGAUUUUGAAACAGCUGUCAAGAAACUCAAUGGAAAAUUAUAUCUAGAUGACUCAGAAAAAAGUAGACCCUUAGAAGAAAAUCUUGCAGAUAGUGAAAAAGAAUGUGUCAUUGUAUGGGAAAAGAAACCAACAAUUGAAGAGAAGGCAAAAGCAGAUACGUUAAAGCUUCCACCUACAUUUUUUUGUGGAGUCUGCAGUGAUACUGAUGAGGACAAUGGAAAUGGGGAAGACUUUCAGUCAGAGCUUGAAAAAGUUCAGGAAGCUCAAAAGUCCCAGACUGAUGAAAUAACUAGCUUGGUUGACAGUGUGCACACUGGUGGAACUAAAGUGGCAGUACCAGUUUUAUGUAAAUCUGAAGAACCUGGUUUAACUACCAAUCCUAUCAGCUUGUCUCUUAUUUCUUCUGGAACUGUAGAUAAACCUGUAGAUUUGUCUACUAGAAAGGAAAAUGAAACAGAUUCUACAAGCCAAGGGGAAAAGAAAGCAAUUUCAUUUGGAUUUGGAAGUAGCACAGGGCUGUCAUUUGCAGACCUGGCUUCCAGUAAUUCUGGGGAUUUUGCUUUUGGUUCUAAAGAUAAAAAUUUCCAGUGGGCCAAUACUGGAGCAACUGUAUUUGGAACACAGGCAACCGGUACAGUUGGUGAAAAUGAAGAUGGUAGUGAUGAAGAAGUAGUUCAUAAUGAAGAUAUCCAUUUUGAACCAAUAGUAUCAUUACCAGAGGUAGAAGUAAAAUCUGGAGAAGAAGACGAAGAAAUUUUGUUUAAAGAACGAGCCAAACUCUAUAGAUGGGAUCGAGAUGUCAGUCAGUGGAAAGAACGUGGUGUUGGAGAUAUAAAAAUUCUUUGGCAUAUGAUGAAGAAUUAUUACCGGAUCCUAAUGAGAAGAGAUCAGGUCUUUAAAGUUUGUGCAAACCAUGUUAUUACCAAAACAAUGGAAUUAAAGCCCUUAAAUGUUUCGAACAAUGCUUUAGUUUGGACUGCUUCAGAUUAUGCUGAUGGAGAAGCAAAGGUGGAACAGCUUGCAGUGAGAUUUAAAACAAAAGAAAUGGCAGAAUGUUUUAAGAAAAAGUUUGAAGAAUGCCAACAGAAUUUAUUGAAACAAGGGCAGGUAUCUCUGACAGCAGAAUUAUCAAAGGAGACAAAUCCUGUGGUGUUUUUUGAUGUUUGUGCAGAUGAUGAACCUUUAGGACGUAUAACCAUGGAAUUACUUUCUAACAUUGUUCCUCAAACUGCUGAGAACUUCCGAGCACUUUGCACUGGAGAGAAGGGUUUUGGUUUCAAGAACUCUAUUUUUCACAGAGUAGUGCCAGAUUUUGUUUGCCAGGGGGGAGAUAUCACCAAGCAUAAUGGAACAGGAGGACGGUCCAUUUAUGGAGAAAAAUUUGAAGAUGAAAAUUUUAUUGUGAAGCAUACUGGUCCUGGAUUACUAUCAAUGGCUAAUAAAGGCCGGGAUACAAAUAAUUCUCAAUUUUUUAUAACACUGAAAAAAACAGAACAUUUGGACUCUAAGCAUGUAGUGUUUGGGUUUGUUAAGGAUGGCAUGGAAACUGUGAAAAAAAUAGAAUCAUUUGGUUCUCCUGAAGGGUCUGUUAAUCGACGAAUUAUUAUCACAGAAUGUGGACAAAUAUAAAAAUCAUUGCUUUUUAUAGUAAAUUUUACCUUUUAUGAGCAGUUGAUGCUUAGCUGUUAAGACAGUAUGGUAAUUAUGUUCAGCUUAUGAAAAUGGACGUUUCCAGUGUAUAAAUGUUAAAUUGCAGCUUAUAGCUGUUGUCACUUUUUAAUGUGUUAUAUUUGACUUUGCAUGGUGUGAAAUAAAAGUUUAACACUGGUGUAUUUCAGGUGUACUUGUGUUUGUGUACUCCUGACAUAUCUGUAUUAAAAUGAAAUAAUACUAGUCUUUUUAAAAGCAAUAGUCUUAAACUAUUGAAGGAAUAUGAUAUAUGCAAUUUGCUUUUAACUUAGCAUACUGAAUUUCCUGCAUGGACAUGCUUAGUGUUUUGAAAAAGGGACCACAAUUUGGAUAAUUAUAAUUUUAGAUUUGAAAUAUAUUUGGUAAUUUUAACUAUUAAUGUGCUUAUUUAUGAAUACUCAUUAUGAAUGAAUAAGUCACAGAGGAUAGAGGCUUAACCAAAGUGCUCUUCUAUAAUCCUUGCACCUCCUGUAUAGUUAAAUUAACUUUUAAGCAGAGUAUCUUCUAUUCUUAAGAUAUGUAGCUUCCUGUGCCCUUUCAAAGGUAUUAAAUUUUUACAUUUUAGACAAGUUGAGGAUUAGAUUUUUUUUAAACUUCUCUGUCAUGUUUCUACUACCUCAAACUGCAGCGUGGUUCUGAUAGAACUUGAAAUUUCCCUUGCAGUGAUUGUGAUAAAGUAUGAAUAUUUUAAGAUCUAUACCCAUGUUCUUUGGUUAAAGAUUUGCUUUAUACUAGAUUGUUGCAGUACCUUUUUUUCUGGUGAAUUUUGUAGCAAAAAAUAAAGUGAUGAUUGUUAAUAGCCAUGA
Sorex araneus (European shrew) is the source of this 10172-nucleotide messenger RNA. RefSeq names its product E3 SUMO-protein ligase RanBP2. The transcript is spliced from 29 exons. The record is from RefSeq and is a predicted model, not a curated record. Lineage: Eukaryota; Metazoa; Chordata; Mammalia; Eulipotyphla; Soricidae. Bases 85 to 9306 code for a protein of 3073 amino acids. Gene Ontology annotation, molecular function: protein binding; GTPase activator activity; peptidyl-prolyl cis-trans isomerase activity. Gene Ontology annotation, biological process: protein peptidyl-prolyl isomerization; NLS-bearing protein import into nucleus; protein folding. Gene Ontology annotation, cellular component: intracellular membrane-bounded organelle; cytoplasm; nuclear pore.